Anastrepha ludens (Mexican fruit fly) is the source of this 1115-nucleotide messenger RNA. RefSeq lists its product as uncharacterized. NCBI's taxonomy places the organism in Eukaryota, Metazoa, Arthropoda, Insecta, Diptera, Tephritidae. Bases 440 to 967 code for a protein of 175 amino acids. The transcript is spliced from 2 exons. The record is from RefSeq and is a predicted model, not a curated record.
GAAUCUAUGGCAACGUUAGGUUUGUUAUUCAUGUGUGCCGUGGUACACCUUGCAAAGGUGUGGCUUAUGCACUUAUGAAGAAAGUAAAAGUUGGUAUUGCCAGUGAGAUCUAAGCAUUCAUAAUUUGUCGCGCAGUGUAUUGAGAUACAUACAUAUACUAGAUGACACAGACGAUUUCUGAGUAUUAAAAAAACAAAACAGUGCCAAUUAAAAAAAUCUACAUUUCCGAUAACAACAAUAAUCAUAGACGGUCAUGAGAAAGCUUCUACAAAUUGUUUCACUCAUUUUAUUUGAAUAUUUGAAAAACUCACUAAAUUUACCUGUUUAUGCCUAUUCGCUUAUUUACUAUUACUGGCAAUAAUAUUUAUUACAACAGCAGUUGUAAACAAAAACAUUGGAGUAACAAUUGGCAAAAAAAAAAAAAAAAAUAGACUAACUAAUGCUUCAGAGACGUAAAAAACCUCAACGAACUAAACUUUACGGCCGUCGCAAAAUCACAAGAAAUAAGCGAAGUCGAGAGCGGCGUAGAAUCGAACGGCAGCAAGACAAAUUACGCGAAAUGUCACUGCAAUUUGGCAAAACAAUCGCACCUAAUUUCGGACGUGCUUUUCUAAAUAGCGAACGCCAACUCACACGACAUCCGUAUCUAAAUUUUUUGCGAUACUUCAAAAGCAUACAUCCCACUUUCGGAUUUACUCGUAUUCUGCGUGAAGGUGCCAAAUCAUGGAAGCGCAUGAAAUCUAAAGAGAGGAAAAGUUUCACGCAGAAGGAGAUACUGAAAACUCUACGUAGCAAUUCGAAGGAUCUCAGCAAUUUCAAUUUGUUUCCCGUCAAUCCCAUACCAUUUGAUUAUCAUCCACAUUCGCUAAGUCUCAAACGCAACGUUGAGCGUAAGUUGCGCAAUCGACAGUUGAUACCCCGGGGCAAAGCACCUGCCAAUCCAGUAACCUGGCAGAAUUAUUUUUGAAAUGAAAAAGACUUGAAUGUUGUAAUGAAUCUUAUUUUGUAGACGUCCAAAUCAAGUUUUUGUGGAAUUCAGAUUUUGACUAAGUUUUAUAUAAGUAAUAUUGAAAUUAUUGAAAAAAUUGGCUAAUUUUUAUAAAAGUAAUAUAGAA